Molecule: messenger RNA, 1011 nt
Organism: Camelina sativa (false flax)
Lineage: Eukaryota; Viridiplantae; Streptophyta; Magnoliopsida; Brassicales; Brassicaceae
Source: RefSeq, a predicted model, not a curated record
AUGAAAGGGUUGUUCUGGAGAGUUGCUGAGAGUUACAUACUGUCGGAGUAUGAGGCUAAUCUGGAAAGGGUUAAAGCUUAUGAUAUGCGGCUGUUUAAGGCAAUAAUGCAGAGGAAUCCACAGAAUUGCAGUCUUGCCUUCUGCAAACCCACAGCAUCGUGUGUAGAUGUGCACAACAACUUGUCAGAAUCAUUCAACAAUGCAAUUGAUCCCUCAAGGUAUUUUCCAAUGGUUGAAAUGUUGGAGAUCAUCCGGCGGAGAACAAUGCAGCGUAUAGAGUUGAGGAUGAAGAAAGCAUGUCUCCACAGAGGUAGGUUCACAAAGAGGGCGGCAGCAUUCAUAGCUGAGGAGCAGGAAAGUCUUAAAUACACCAAAUACGUUUCAGGGUCCGCACAAGGUAGGUGUGAAGUUCUUGAUCGUGGAAAAUCUUUCAGCCUACAUAUGGGUAUGCGGACUUGUGCUUGUCGGAAAUGGGAGAUGAGUGGACGCCCAUGUCGUCAUGCACUACGAGUCAUUGCCGAGAAGAAGCUUAAUCAUGAGGAUUACUCAUCUGAAUGGUAUUCAAAUUCAAAGCAGAAACUUAUUUAUCCUUCUAACAUAGAACCAGUUAAUGGUCUGCGGUUUUGGAGGAACUCUGGCGAUGUAAUCAAACCACCUGCUCAUUUGGUUGAAGAAAUUGAAAACAUGAAAGAAAGAAAACCGAAGCCAAAGAGGAAGAAGCCAAGACAUGAAUCUCCAACAAAGAAAGCUUCAAGGAAGAGAAGAAUUAUGCAUUGUGGAAGAUGUGGAGAAGCGGGUCACAAUAUAACAAAGUGUAAGAAUUUGGUUUUGGAGAUGCAUAGGCCAAAAAAAAGACUCCAAGAGAAGAUGGAUGUGAGUCAGAAGCAUCUCAGUCACAAGGACCAUCUCAGUCACAAGGACCAUCUAUGUCACAAGCACCGAUCCAACCAACUCAAUAGUUUAUCAGGUUUAUCUCCUCUCUUAAAGCUUACUUUGAUGGAGUUUAGUUAA